AUGGAAUCGCCUUCUACGCCGCGCAGGAGACCCAUCUCGAUGCACUACCCGCCUCCCUCGCCGUCUUCGUACUCGAUUUCCUCUCAUCGCCCAACAUCACCGCCUCCUCCCUCGCAGUCGCCUCGCCUGACCCGCAGACCGACGCACCAGAAACACAAGUCGACAUCGUCACUCUCCAGCCUCGCGCAGCUCAAUCUGGGAGGGUCGUUCGGUGGCAGCAAUGGGCGCGAGACGCCGCCUCCCUCGCUCGGGCCUGCAUCGUCCAUCUCGCACUCGCCUUCCAUUCUGCACAGUCCGAGAUGGGAAGAAGGGACGUGGGGAAUGCAGCGGAGCAACAGCAUCAGCGCGGCGGCGGGCGGGCAGUGGGGUGCUUUCGGGAUCGGGUCGUCUGCGGCGACUGGUGUUGGGCGCGAGUACGAGGAUGUCCAGAACAGGACGUUCUGCAAGUGGCUCAAUGCCCGCCUCGAACCUCACGGCUAUCCUCCUGUCGUCGACCUUGGUGUCGACUUCAGCGACGGAACUCGGUUGAUCCAGCUCGUCGAAGUCUUGACAGAGUCAUCGCUGGGCAGGUAUAACCAGCAACCGUACCACCGCGUACAGAAGAUGGAGAACGCCGUCAAGGCGCUCGAGCGGAUCAAGGAGAUGGGUGUGCACUUGACCAACAUCGGGCCAGAAGACGUCGUUGACGGAAACCGCAAGCUCAUCCUCGGCAUGAUCUGGUCGCUCGUCCUGCGGUUUUCAAUCGCCGACAUCAACGAGGAAGGUUCUCACGCGAAGGAAGGUCUCCUGCUAUGGUGUCAACGCAAGACGGCGCCCUACAACGAGGUCGACGUCAAGGACUUCACGCGAAGCUGGCAAGACGGACUCGCUUUCUGCGCCCUCAUCCACCGACACCGACCCGACUUGCUCGACUACGACCAGCUCGACAAGCGUCCGCAGGCGGCUGCGCACAACCUCGCAAAGGCUUUCAAGGUCGCGGAUGAACACUUGGGCAUCCCUCAACUGCUCGACGUCGAGGACGUUUGCGGUACGAAGCGGCCCGACGAGCGGUCGAUCAUGACUUACGUCGCGCAGUUCUUCCACGCCUUCUCGUCGCGAGCACAAGCCGAGACGGAAGCGAGGGUCAUCAGCAACUUUGUCGAGGAGAUGAGCGCGUUGAUGCUCGCCGUACACGACUACGAGCGCCGUGUUACCGAGCUUCUCUCGGCUAUCGACUCACACCUCUCAAAUUGGUCGACCUCCCCACCCACGCCCUCACAUUCCUACGCCCAACUCUUCGCCCACCGCGCCUCCUUCGCGACCUACCAACAAACGCUCCGAAGGACGUGGCUGAAGGAGAAGAGCGACACGAGGGAGCUGUUGGCGAACGUGCGGAAUAAGUUGAGGACGUACGGGCUGAAGGGGUACGAGCCGGAGGAGGGCUUGAGGGUCGAGGACGUCGUGGCGAAGUGGGAUGAGCUGGGCGCAGCCGAGCUCGCCCGCUCGCGGACGAUCAACCUCAUGAUCCGGCGGAUACAGGAAGAAGCACGGACGCGGUUUGCGGAUCAGGCAAAUGCCUUGCAAGUCUCGCUGCGAAGAGUGCAGGGACAGAUGGCGGCUUUGUCGGAUCCUUCAGAAUCUUUGACGGCCCAGCUCGACUCGUUCCACCACAUCUCGUCCGCCAUUCUCCCGUCCCUCUCGCGAUCGCUCGACGACGUUCGUGCCGCAGAGGACGCGUGCAGGGAGUGCGAAGCGCUCGAAGCGGGCGUCGACGGGACGUGCUGUUCGGCAGACGAGCUGGGCGUCGAGGUCGAUUGUGUCCAGCAAGCAAUCAAGAAGCGUUUGGCGUUCAUCGAGAACCAGAUGGUCGCUCGCAAGGCCUCGUCAGUCACGUCCGAGCAGCUCGAAGACUUCGAGUCGGCCUUCCGUGCGUUUGACAAGGACGGCAAGAACGCGUUGGACCUCGACGAGCUGGCUGGCGCGCUGAGCAGCAUGGGCGUCCUCGAGGUGAAUCUCGAUGGCGUCAAGCAAGUGGACGGGCUCGUGUCCUUCGAGGAGUAUAUCCGCUUGAUGACGGAACGAGCGGAGGACCGCGUCACGGGCGACAAGGUUCGAAGCUGCUUCCGCUCGGUCGCAGCCGAGAAGGGCUAUGUUACGGAGCUCGACCUCACGCGCCUCCAGCUCCCUUCGUCGGCUAUGCGCUUCCUGCAGGACCACAUGCCCAAGACCGCCAUCGCUACCGAAGUCGAGCCAGAGGAGGAGGUGACCGACUCGCGACAGCGCGCAGCCUUCGACUACGAGGCGUUCCUCGAUAACUUCCUCGAAUGA
Molecule: messenger RNA, 2307 nt
Organism: Rhodotorula toruloides NP11
Lineage: Eukaryota; Fungi; Basidiomycota; Microbotryomycetes; Sporidiobolales; Sporidiobolaceae
Product: actin cross-linking
Exons: 16
Coding region: 1-2307 (768 amino acids)
Biological process (GO): actin cytoskeleton organization; actin filament bundle assembly
Cellular component (GO): actomyosin contractile ring; cortical actin cytoskeleton; cell junction
Molecular function (GO): calcium ion binding; actin lateral binding
Source: RefSeq, a predicted model, not a curated record